AUUUCAGGAUGUUUGUUAGCAUUAGACGCCAUCAAACCAUGAAAGCUGGACGUUAAUCUCACCAGUGGACUGCAUCCUGACACUACCCCCGCCCCCCCAAAAAAGAAAAAACCAUUCUGAACACCACACACUCCUCUCUUUUUGUAUCAGCCUUGGGCUGAUCCUAGAUCACUUUUCCAGACAUAUCUUCCUACUCCUCCUAUAUUUUAUGCUGCAAUUAAAGAACUGUGAUUUCCCAGGCAUCCCUGGCUUUCCUCUUCUCUGCAUCUUUCCUCAGGCUCAAAGGCUAGAAUGCCAUCCCGUGCUUCCCCACCUCUUACCACAUCCACAGACCCCGUCAGCAUCUUCCUCAUCUUUUACGGCCCCAUCCAGAGGAUCCUUUGAAGAUCUGUGAAGGAAGGGGCUGUUUUACCUAACUUUUUCAUCCCCUUUAUGCUGACCACUGUGCCCUGCCUAGUGCUCAGUCAAGUUGGGCAGCCCAUUCCAGGCCUUAGGAGAAAAUCCACUUCGCAGCCAAAAUUGGUCCCAGUUCCUUCCAGAAGAAAGGGAAGACUUAUGACGUCCCUGGCGAGUUGGCACCUAUGACAUCCUGGAAGGUGUCCUUGCUUAUUUCCCUCGGGCCGUGAAGGGCUUCGGGUCCAGUUCACAGCUUCGCUGGACGCCCGCAGUGCGCCUCUUAUGCACUCCAGCACCCCCAUCAGCUCCCUCUUCUCCUUCACCAGCCCCGCAGUGAAGAGACUGCUCGGCUGGAAGCAAGGAGAUGAAGAGGAAAAGUGGGCGGAGAAGGCGGUGGACUCUUUAGUGAAGAAGUUAAAGAAAAAGAAAGGAGCCAUGGACGAGCUGGAGAGGGCCCUCAGCUGCCCAGGGCAGCCCAGCAAGUGCGUGACGAUUCCCCGCUCCCUGGACGGGCGGCUGCAGGUCUCCCACCGCAAGGGUCUGCCCCACGUCAUUUACUGCCGAGUGUGGCGUUGGCCCGAUCUCCAGUCUCACCAUGAGUUGAAGCCCCUGGAGUGCUGUGAGUUCCCGUUUGGCUCCAAGCAGAAAGAGGUGUGCAUUAACCCCUACCACUAUCGCCGAGUGGAGACGCCAGUGCUGCCUCCCGUGCUGGUGCCCAGACACAGCGAGUACAACCCGCAGCUCAGCCUCCUGGCCAAGUUCCGCAGCGCAUCCCUGCACAGCGAGCCGCUCAUGCCGCACAACGCCACCUACCCCGACUCCUUCCAGCAGCCUCCGUGCCCCGCCUUCCCGUCGUCGCCGGGACCCCCGUUCCCGCCAUCCCCUUGCACUGGCGGCUACCCUCCCUCCCCGGAAAGUCCUUCGGAGCCGGAGAGCCCCUUCCAGCACUCAGAUUUCCGGCCCGUUUGCUACGAGGAGCCACAGCACUGGUGCUCCGUCGCCUACUAUGAACUGAACAACCGUGUCGGGGAGACGUUCCAGGCUUCCUCCCGCAGUGUGCUCAUCGACGGGUUCACAGACCCCUCAAAUAACAGGAACAGGUUCUGUCUCGGACUCCUUUCUAAUGUGAACCGAAACUCAACGAUAGAAAAUACCAGAAGACACAUAGGAAAGGGCGUGCAUCUCUACUACGUCGGGGGAGAGGUCUACGCAGAGUGUGUGAGUGACAGCAGCAUCUUUGUGCAGAGCCGGAACUGCAACUACCAGCACGGCUUCCACCCGGCCACCGUCUGCAAGAUCCCCAGCGGCUGUAGCCUCAAGAUCUUCAACAACCAGCUGUUUGCCCAGCUGCUCGCUCAGUCCGUCCACCAUGGCUUUGAGGUCGUGUAUGAGCUGACUAAGAUGUGCACCAUCCGGAUGAGUUUUGUCAAGGGUUGGGGAGCUGAAUAUCACCGCCAGGAUGUCACGAGCACCCCCUGCUGGAUUGAGAUUCACCUUCAUGGACCACUGCAGUGGUUGGACAAAGUUCUGACUCAAAUGGGCUCCCCACACAACCCGAUUUCUUCAGUGUCUUAACAGUCGUGUUUUAAUCCACAUUUCUGUAGAUUAGAUGCUGUUGCAGGCAGUGGCUUAUGUCAUUUCAGAUUUGCAGCUAACUGAAGUUUCUAAGUACAUGUAUAAAUCCAUAUAAUAUAUGCUAUUCAUAUUUUGUAUCACUUCGUUUUGUGCUGUCUAGUUAGCCUGAUGCCAAGUACAGUGCAAUUAGAAGAGCGGGUUUUUUGCACCCGUGCUCUAAUAAGCAGCAGCUGCUUUUGUGGGAGGAAAGAAAUGAGAGGCAACUCUAUGGAGAGUAUUUGAAGGGUGUUGGCAGAAUAAAGGCAGCUUUCAUCCGCCAUGUCCUAUAAGGCAUGUUGUGUGACCAAUCCGGAAAAAAAAAAAAAUUAAAACUGUUCAUGUAGCAAAAAUCAGGUACUGGCAAGCACUAGAGCAAAUAGCACUUGAACACAAAACAAAGCUAUCAAACCCAUACAAUUCAAAUAACCUCACUUUCAGUGUGACUGGCCAAACAAACAAACAAACAAAAAAAAAAUUCAAGCUUUUGAAGUCAGUUAUGUAAGAUAAGUCGCAUAAGCUUUAUUUCUGAGGUUGAAAUACCUGUAGCUGGACUAUUGUGAUGAUGUGAACGGUACAUUUUAGACAGCUUUAAACUGUGAUUGGGAAAGAAAGAAACUGUGAAGCUGAGAGUCAUAUUGCCUCCUUAUCUACCACUGUAAAAAAACAAAAAAGAGUGAGUCCAAUUUGGGAAGAUAUAUAUGAAAAUAGCAUGAAGUGAGCUAUAUCCCCCAGUUUGCAAAAUAAGACCAGAACUUGGUCCCAGAAUCACCCACAGAGACGCCUGCUUUCCACGUAGGAAAUUGGAUUCCUUUUUUCCCAGUUAUUCAUGUCAGACAGCUCUGCAGAGUUUUGAGUCUGCAUGGUGAGCCUUCUGGCCAUGUGCAUAAGUCCUGGAUGCAAACGAAGCAGGUGAAAUAGGAGCGUUGGAGGAAAGCCCCCUGGGUUCACUUACGCCUUCUCCCAUUCCCAUGUUCAAAGUCUCUGGGCAAGGGUACUCCUUUUGCCACAUUUUCCUCACGUGUUGGCAAGUAUUAACUAUUCACAGAGGUACUGAAACAAUGGUGAAGCCUUUGAAAGAUCUGGACACACUGCUGGGAUCAAAUUUUUGAGUUAUUUAACUUCGUGUCUCUACGGAUUAAAUGAUCUGCUGGUCACAGGUGGGUAGCUUCUUAUAAAGCUAAAAGCCUCAUGCCUGGAAAUAACUUCCCCAAAUAAGGUAAUAACUAUAAUCCCUCUCAUUUUUGGGGAACAGUGGUACUGAAUAAUAGGACAUUAAAAAAAAAAUAUAUAUAUAUAUAUAUACACACACAUUACGAAAAACCUGUUCUUAUCUACCCUUGGAUGAUAAAGAGAGGAAAAUUCCCCAAAUUUCUAGGUACUUUGAUAUAUAUAAUUACCACCCACUAAACACUGCACUGCUUGGAAAAAUAUUUCACACCCUCUUAAAAAUGUAUAAUUUAAGAAGGUAAUUAUGCUUGUAACAGACGGUACUUCAGUGAUCCGAGAAGUUUCUUCAUUUAUACAUUCUGUCUCUGCUCUUUCUAGCCUUUGUGCACACAGUAGUUGUUUCUCUUUAAAUUGUACUCAAGGUAGGAAUGAUCAUGUGAAAAAGAUGUACGUGUGAGCUACUACUGUCACCUCGUGUAAUGACUAGAGUUAUCUAAUAGGAACUUUCAUAUAAAUAAAUAGAAAAUAUUAACCUUUUA
Messenger RNA from Phacochoerus africanus (Common warthog), 3716 nucleotides. RefSeq names its product SMAD family member 9 (gene SMAD9). Gene Ontology annotation, molecular function: I-SMAD binding; RNA polymerase II cis-regulatory region sequence-specific DNA binding; DNA-binding transcription factor activity, RNA polymerase II-specific. The transcript has 7 exons. Gene Ontology annotation, biological process: BMP signaling pathway; regulation of transcription by RNA polymerase II; anatomical structure morphogenesis. The coding region runs from base 679 to 1971 and encodes 430 amino acids. NCBI's taxonomy places the organism in Eukaryota, Metazoa, Chordata, Mammalia, Artiodactyla, Suidae. The record is from RefSeq and is a predicted model, not a curated record. Gene Ontology annotation, cellular component: heteromeric SMAD protein complex.